Molecule: messenger RNA, 2213 nt
Organism: Labeo rohita (rohu)
Lineage: Eukaryota; Metazoa; Chordata; Actinopteri; Cypriniformes; Cyprinidae
Gene: cldnj
Product: claudin j
Exons: 2
Coding region: 143-775 (210 amino acids)
Biological process (GO): bicellular tight junction assembly; cell adhesion
Cellular component (GO): plasma membrane; bicellular tight junction
Molecular function (GO): structural molecule activity
Source: RefSeq, a predicted model, not a curated record
UUUCAUCCCUUCACCAUGUGCCUCUAAAUGUCUGCAAACCCUUGGACAGCGAACACUUUUUACUUCUUUUAACUUUAUAGUGUUGCAGUGGCUUUAGGAAAGAUUGCACCUCUUUCUCUGGACACUGGAAACCAGCCCCUCCAUGGCUCUGCAGGUCUUGGGAAUCACUCUUUCAAUGAUCGGCUUCGCAGGAACCAUCAUCAUCUGCGCUCUGCCCAUGUGGAAGGUGACGGCCUUCAUCGGCACAAACAUUGUGGUGGCUCAGGUGUUCUGGGAGGGACUGUGGAUGACGUGCGUGUACGAGCGCAUUGGUCAGAUGCAGUGUAAACUCUACGACGCCCUGCUGGAUUUGGAUCCUUCCCUGCAGGCGGCACGCGGGCUGAUCGUGACCACCAUGGCUUUGGCCUGCUUGGCUUUCCUCAUCUUUCUGGUUGGGGCUGACUGCACGAACUGCCUCAGUAACCCACGAGCCAAAGCACGGAUCGUGGUGGUCUCUGGGAUCACCUUCAUGCUUUCUGGGCUGACCGCCGUGGUGCCCGUGUCCUGGACGGCCGACUCCAUCAUCAGAGACUUUCAUAAUCCCAUAGUGCAUGAAGCGCUGAAAAGGGAGAUGGGGGCGGCGCUCUAUGUGGGCUGGGUCACGGCGGGCUUUCUGUUCGUCGGUGGUGCGGUUCUCUGCACCAGCUGCCCACCAGAGCGCCACAACUACUCCCCGAGAUACACUUUAACCAAGACAGACACCCACAGUGGCUAUGCCAUAAAGAACUAUGUGUGAUAUACAGCACAUGCCAAUAAAUGGACACACUGAUCAAGUGCAAAAGCCUCAAAGAAUAUACUUAGCUUUUGUGCUAAAUUAGAAAAGUGGGGUUUUUAAGUGAUUACCAAACAAAAGAAAGAAAGAAAGAAAGAAAGAAGAAAUUGCGUUGUGAGUUUUGUGUAUGUCCGUAUAUUUGUUCUUCAAAUUCCUUUUUUAAAUACAUUUAAAACAUUAGAUUGCUCAGACUUACCGUAUGAAUAUUUUGUGAGUGAAUAUAUGUUUGUGUGUGUGGUUUCACAUACUGUUCAUUGUAGGGACUACAGUAAACAGAAUAUCAUAAAAACAACAGAAGCCAGUGGAAAGUCCCUAUUAAGAUACAAAAACAAAUGUGUUUGUGUUACUUUGUGUGUGUGUGUGAGAGAGAGAGAGAGACAGUUUAAUAAUGUGUUUAUUAAUGUUUUCUGUUUUGUAAGGCUUCAAACAAAUACUUUCGAGUAGUAAGGUUGUGUUAAAAAUAAUUCUCUUUUGUUGCAUUGUGUAAUUUCAUGCUCUUUUUUAUAUAAUAUCAUGAACAAGGCUCAAUGAAAACUAUUCUAUAAAUUAUUCCAUUAAAAUAAAGAAGACCAUGACUGUUACUAUUUGAAACUAUUAUCUCAAACAUUUUUGCUGAAUAUGUGACCCUGGAUCACAGAACCUGUCAUAGUUCACACAGGUAUAUUUGUAGCAAUAGCCAGCAAUACAUUGUAUGGGUCAAAUUUUUUUGUUUUUGUUUUUUAUGCCAAAAAAAUCAUUAGGAUAUUAAGAUCAUGUUCCAUUAAGAUAUUUUGUCAAUUUCCUGCUGUAAAAAUAUCAAAACUUUUUGAUUAGUAAUAUGCAUUGCUAAGAACUUUAUUUGGACAAAUUUAAAGGUGAUUUUCUCAAUAUUUAGAUUUUUUUUGCACCCUCAGAACAGUUGUAUCUCAGCCAAAUAUUGUACUAUCCUAACAAACCAUACAGUACAUUAAUGGAAAGCUUAUUUAUUCAGCAUAAAUCUUGAUUUAAAUGAUUCUUAUGACUGGUUUUGUAGUCCAGGGUCACAUAUUUCACAUUACAUUUAUCUACUAGUAAUAAAUUAAAGAGACAGAUCACACAGAUUUAAAACCUGUCAUCUUUUAAUCACUAUUGUUAUUCCAACCCUGUAAACCUUUAUUCUACAGAACACAAAAUAUGUUGAUAUUUAGAUAUUUAAGAUAUUUUUAAGAAUGUUAGGAGCACUAGAAUAUGAUUUGUUUAUGUUUUUCUUCUUCUUCUUUAAAUGCAUUGUUUUUUAAACAUCAUAAUUGUAUUUUUGUGUGAUAUGAUUAUGUGAUAUUCUUUUUAAUGUAGGUUGCCUCUUAAGAACUGGCCAGGGACUACAAAUGAAAAGAAUUGUUUUGUUUCUGUCAAUUAAUGAGUGCUGUCUUUGUAAAAUUAAUAA